Molecule: messenger RNA, 2655 nt
Organism: Phytophthora nicotianae INRA-310
Lineage: Eukaryota; Oomycota; Peronosporomycetes; Peronosporales; Peronosporaceae
Exons: 2
Coding region: 939-2330 (463 amino acids)
Biological process (GO): protein localization to ciliary inversin compartment
Cellular component (GO): ciliary inversin compartment
Molecular function (GO): protein binding
Source: RefSeq, a predicted model, not a curated record
ACAACGUUUGCGGCGCCGGUGUCCCAAACAAGAAAAUGAAAAAAAAAUCAAAAAUCCGAUAGGGACGCGAAAGACUAUCCCGCCACGCAUAUGCUGGCUGAGGCGCUUCCUCACCUUUUCUGAGCCACACUCAAGGCUUGAUUCCUCGGCUACCAGCCAGCCACGGCGAGUUCUGUCCGUCUUCGCGUUCUCCAACGUCCUGCCUGCGUCACGGAUGGACUCAAGUCUCGAGUCGCUUUUUUUCCAGAAGGAUGCGCUGAGCCACGAGCGACUCGGCUGCGAGCCUGUUGCAGUACGUCGCAGCCAACAGGUUAGGCGCCUGCAAGCCCGGCGCGCCGCCGAAUAAGAUCGGGUCCGUCCGGCAGCGUAUCAUUCCCGAACACGCCGACCAACCGCCGACCUGCCCGUGGAAUUGAACGCGGACUGUGAAGAAAACAAGGGUCGGUCAUGGCGGCGAACAAGCCAGGCGCGCUCACCUGCGAGCAGGUAGAGCGGGCGUGGCUCGACGCUGGCCGACGAGGUGAUACCAAGACCAUGCAAAGUCUCCGCAAGACGCAUCCCAAGUGGCUCGCGCUGGAUCGCGUACGUAGCCAUUCUCCCGUUCCGACGUGGUGCGCGGAUCAAGUACUACUCUUGUCCGCUCGCCUCGUCCGAUUUGCCUGCUGCCGCGUCUGCGGGUGUCGCUGACGCACAUCGUGUGGUGUUCCUCUGUGUGUCGGUGGCCAUGACAGGUUGUUGCGUCCAAGUCCAGUCCCAAGAACGUCGACGACAGCGAUGAAGCUACGUCCUUCUGUGACUGGGACAAGUUCCAUCUCUCGACGGUGGGGGCGUCGGCGCUGCAUGCUGCUGCUUGGGACGGUAAUCACGAUGUCCUCGAGUUUUUGCUCAAAGAAGGCCAGCAAGUGGACGAGCGCGGCCGUCGCGGCGUCACGGCGUUGAUGGCGACGCUCAUGCGGCACAAUGUGCAAGCGUUGCGUGCUGUUUUCCAAGGAACGGCGGUCGUCCAGCUCAACACGGUCGUGGACUGCCGUAAGGAGGACGCCGCGCGACUCAAUCACACGUUGAGUGUUGUGAAGCUGUUGCUGCGCCACGGAGCGAAGACGGAAGCGCGUGACCAGGACGGGAAGACGGCGUUACUUCUCGCCACGAAUGACGAGCUGUUCGAGGUCGCCAAACUUUUAUUGGAGAAUGGAGCACGCAUGGACGCGCAGGACUCAACUGGUAGGUCCCCGUUGCACGCGUGUUUGCGAGCGUCUCCUGAGCAGAGCGUACUGGUGACGAAUUUGCUGGUUUCCCGGGGCGCGCCGAUUGAUCUUCCGGAUAAGACCGGUGAAACCCCGUUAACGAUCGUAGUUAAACGUGGGGACAUCACAGCGCUGCAGUUGCUACUAAACCACCACUCGCUGGUCGCUACGCUCGCCAGACAGGAUUUCUCCGGCGCUGUGUUGUUGCAAGCCGCAGAGCUCGGAGUGGUCAACGUCGUGCGCUUCUUACUGGAAGGUAAAUACACGAGUAUCGAUGUUGUUAAUGCGCGCGGCGAGACGGCGCUACACUUGGCCAUCGUGAAGCAGCGCAAGAAGCUUGUGGAGAUGUUGUGCGCGUCCAAGUCUGCGGAGCUUCUGCUCCAGGCCCGAACGAAGGGCAAAAGCGAGUCGGUUCUUCACUACGCUGCACGCUACGGUUCUGCUGCGGACUUGCAGUCGUUGCUGUCGCUUUUGGGGAAGAAGGCUGCACAAGAGGUUAACGUAGCCAACGCGGUCGGUCUGACGCCGUUGUACCUCGCAACGGCGGCGCCGACUGCUGGGUCGCCGGCAGAGCGUCAUGCGAAGGUCGCGCAGUUGGAGAAGCUGAAUGCGUCGCUGUUCCCUGCGGAUAUGCGCCUGUUCCGAGCGGUCAAGAAUGCAGGUGUCGAGCUGAUGGCCAUACACCCGGCUGUGCGGCGUUCGCUGGCUCUGUGGAUGGUCGAGUGUAGCGCGUCCUCGAAUGCAACGCUAUCGGACUUCUGUAUCAACUGGUUGGCGUGUCUACAGCGUCCUCAGACAGAUACAAAGAAGCAAGAUGACAAGAAAUCGGGAGGAGCUAAGCCGAAUGCUAAGGAAGCACAGGCGCAGCGUGUCCCGUUGAGUCCCACAGUGGCGGCGUUUGUGUGCGCAGGUUAUGCGGUGGACGCCGUGCCGCUGCUGUUGGCACUGCCGUUCAAGCGCGAGUCGAUGACGCGGUUCCUCGACCUGCUCAAGACUCUGGCCGUCGACACGAAGCACGCAUUGCUGCAAAAGUUGCAGCUGGAGCUCGUGGCAGCCUGGAAGAUCGAAACCAAAACCAAGAAAUAAGCAAGAUGAGUUGUACAAGGAUGAAGCGAAGAGCUCGGCAACACGAUGCGAACGAAGCAGUUGCCGACGUGUAAAUCGCAGUAUGAAAAGAAGCAAGAGCCGCCUGUGAAGUGUGAAGCGGCCCCAAGGAUGGAGCAGGUAGUCAAAGUACCAUUCAGCCACGUACGAGUAGCAAAAUAAUACGAUAUAAUGACCACCUUGAAGAUAUGGCUCCCAAUGACGUCAGCACAGGUCUCCCGUCCACUGCUACAGCUCGUUGUGAAUGUGGAACGUCUUACGCGCAAAAUCGUGGGUUUAUUUACUGUUAACUGCUCUAAUCACCAGC